AUGUGCGAGACCAACAGUGCGAACGAGACAAUCCCAGAGUUGAAAUCGGCAGCAAAAUAUCCAGGAUACUCUGGAUGUUUCAGUAGCUGCGGGGGACUGCUGUGUGGGUGCUUCAUGCCACAACCAGCUUGCACCUUUUAUAGAGUUGCACAAAUACCUAUAACCAAACGGGUGUACGAAGUGACUAGAUGUCCUCACUGGAGUCCCGAAAUUAAGUUGGAAAUAGAAGUGAACCUUUUCAACAAGACACGAUUAUUCACCCAAUCGUUUUCCCCGUAUGCGCCGGUAAAAACGGACGUAUUUAACAUCACUGUGAUCUCAAUUCAGAAACCCGCAAGUACCAUCGCAAACAAACGAUUUGCGAUAUCGAAAGGCGCUUCAUUUGCCCUUCCGGAACACUUUCUUGUAGCAGCGGAGUGUACUUCCUACAGGGAAGCUCAAGCUCAAUUUCAUAAGUGCAUAAACAGGAUCAGGUGCGAAUGCAGCAACUCAGUAAACAACUGCCUGUGCCCAGAAGGCUCAAUUAGUACACUUCGAAAUAACAGCGAUACAAAUCUACCUCUAGAAACGCCUUUUGGAACACUGAAGGUAGUAUCGGACGAAAUCAUAGCUGUUUCAAACGAAGAAGAAGUGGUCAUAAAGCUAGAGUCAAAAAUUCUCCAAGAUUCAGCUGAAUUCCAGGAGAAUCACGACUGCAUUGUUAGAGCUACAAAUGUUACCGGGUGCUACACUUGUCCAACAGGUGCGGAACUAACGUUAACCUGCGAGUCUCCGAAACAAAUGUUGGUCACAGCCUUAUGCGAAGCCCAGCAGUUCACCCUCAGCUGUGGAGCAAACAAAAGUAAGCAGGUACGGCUAAGUUAUGAGAAGUCUGUCGUGAGGGAAGAAUGUGUACUCCAGUGUGGUAGCAAGCACAACAAAAUCGUGCUAACAGGUAACCUGUACUACCACAUACAUACGCAAAACUCCUCAAUCUUCGACCACCAGUCUCACACAGUUAGAUUGAGUCACCAGUGGUUCGCGGACAUAAGUAUGCCGGACGUGAGUCCCCUACUCGAAACUUUCACAAACCACUGGAAGCUGACUGUGGCCGCAACUAUCUUUACACUAAUGCUUGCUGCCCUAACCUACAUCGCAGGACCUAUCGCUCUAAUUUACGUAGCAAAAUGCUUGUUCCACAUUCUCAAAACACUGCUCGUGACGACAUGGAGUUGCUUGCAGCGGAACCAGCCUGAGCGCACUGGUCAACAACCGAUUCAACGGUCAGCUGAUACCAUGCAGCCACAAGCAAGCAGAAAUCAGUUGGCUUACCGAUCAAGCGGCUGCCAUUGUUGCCGCGUUGGCUCGGAUCCUCUCGAGUUGCCCGCUUGUGGGCUACCAGCCGAAGAGAAUACCAGAGCGGCUUAG
Necator americanus (New World hookworm) is the source of this 1407-nucleotide messenger RNA. RefSeq lists its product as uncharacterized. The transcript has a single exon. The coding region runs from base 1 to 1407 and encodes 468 amino acids. The record is from RefSeq and is a predicted model, not a curated record. NCBI's taxonomy places the organism in Eukaryota, Metazoa, Nematoda, Chromadorea, Rhabditida, Ancylostomatidae.